Molecule: messenger RNA, 2199 nt
Organism: Drosophila grimshawi
Lineage: Eukaryota; Metazoa; Arthropoda; Insecta; Diptera; Drosophilidae
Product: mediator of RNA polymerase II transcription subunit 15
Exons: 6
Coding region: 127-1917 (596 amino acids)
Biological process (GO): regulation of transcription by RNA polymerase II
Molecular function (GO): RNA polymerase II cis-regulatory region sequence-specific DNA binding; DNA-binding transcription factor activity, RNA polymerase II-specific
Source: RefSeq, a predicted model, not a curated record
AUAACCAAGGACGAUUACCUGCCCAAGCACAUCUGUGAUGUGUGCCUCGACCGGUUGGAGCACCUGUUCGAAUGGCGUCAGAUUUGUCUGCGGAAUGAGCAUUUGCUGCGUGAUUAUGCUGCCUCUAUGCGCAACGUUCGUGCCACCAUUGACUUUCAGGACGGCGCCGUUAACAUGGACAAGAUGACGGUGGCGCAGAAGAACGCAUAUCUGGAGGCCCACAUGGCGGUGCAGCAGCAAAUGGCCCAGGCAGCUAUACAAUUCAAGCAGCAGCAACAGAACUCACCCACCGCCAACCAGAAUGGCAGCAUGCAACAGCAGCAGCAACAGCAGCAACAACAACAGCAACAACAACAGCAGCAGCAACAGCAACAACAACAGCAACAACAACAGCAGCAACAACAACAGCAACAACAACAGCAGCAGCAGCAACAACAGCAGCAGCAACAUUAUGCGGCCACCAUCAAAGUGCCACAGAUCAGUUCCUCCAGUUCGGCGGGUGGUGCGGCGGGUGGUGCAGCGGGUGAGAGCACUUUCACCGUGCCCGACGAUGGCAUGGGCUUCGAGGGGGGCGUGCGUGUCCUCCAAAGCCUUGGCACCUGGUCGGCGGCGGAGCAACUCACCUACAAUAUACCCAAACCGAAUCUGAUACCCUUCACCGAACCCUAUGUGGAGGGUGGCUCCAUGCAUCCAGCGAGUCGCCUCAAGGCACUGCAACAGGUGCAGCAGGCUUCGUCCGGCGUCCGCAAAACCAACCCCUCAAAGUCCACCAAUAAGGCAUUCGAGUGCACCGUGUGCGGCAAAGGACUGGCGCGCAAGGAUAAGCUAACGAUUCACAUGCGCAUCCACACCGGCGAGAAGCCCUAUAUUUGUGAAGUGUGCAACAAGGCGUUCGCUCGGCGGGACAAGCUGGUCAUCCAUAUGAACAAGUUCAAGCAUGUUACGCCGACAAAUAUAGCGCCGCUUGGGAAGCGCCUCAAUAAUAUGGUCAAGAAGAAGGAGCAACCCGAUCCGCCGCCAGAGGAUAACAAACAGAGUCUGGAGUUGCAGCUGCAGCAGCAGGCCGUCCAGGUUGCGGCGCAGAAUAUCAUUGUGCAAUCGGCGCAGGGGGCGCCGACAGCGAUACCGGGCAUCAUAAUACCGCACCAUCAGCAACAGUUGUCGUGGACGUGCGAGCUGUGCGGCAGGAUGUUCUCGAGCCGGGACGAGUGGUCCAUUCAUGCCAAGAGUCAUCUGGAGGAACGGUUAGUCGUAGAGUCCACAAAAACAGCAGCCGUCAUCGCUAAGAGCAACAGCAGCAACAGCAACAGCAGCAACAAUCGCGGCUAUCAAAUUGAUGCUAACCAAAAUCAAAUACUCAACAACAGCAACAGCCAGAAGAUAAUCAUACAAAAUCAGAUGAUACUCAAUGCCAGCCAUCAACAGCAGCAGCCACAGCAACAGCAACAUGUUGCUGGCGGCAAGAAAGCAGCCAGAAAGCACCACCAACAACAACAACAACAACAACAGCAGCAGCAGCAACAGCAACAGACCAGCGCGCCUAUGUACAAUAAUAAUAAUAACAGCAACAACAACAGCGGCACUCAUCAGGGACACGAAGUGUCCGUGCCCGUAUCGCACAUCAUUGCCAAUUCCCCGACAGCAGCUAGUUAUAUGCAGGCACAGCUCAGCGCUGGAUUGCAUGCGGGCAACAUAAAUGUUGCUGGUAUCGAUGCUGCCGGCGGCGGCGGCAACACGAUGCCCAUUGUCACCUACAAUGGCAAUCAGUAUUGUGUAAUCACCCGAGCACCAGAUUCGACGGAUGCAAUGCAAAAGCCACUCGACUAUGGACAGACAGCAACAGCCAACAUUAUUGUCAUGUCGCCAAUGCUGCCCCCGCAACAACAACAUCAACAGCAGCAGCAGCAGCAGCAGUAACAACAGCAAUAAGUGCACAAUGUUGCAGGUGGAUAAAGUUGCAACUCAUAAUUGGCAUUUGGAGUUUCGCGGAGAAAGGCCAAGUUGGGCCAAAAUGGACGAAAAUUGUGUCGCCUCAGGAUGCGUCUGACUACUUUGCAAGCAGCUAUAAAUACAAAUUGUAAAUAAAGUUUUAAAAAAACUAAAAACAAAAAAAUAUAUUUAUUACUUAAUUUAAGAGUACUCACUUAAGUGUAUGUUUAACGGUAUGAGAUAAAAGUGAAGAGCAGAGAAGUUUUCAAA